Cynoglossus semilaevis (tongue sole) is the source of this 8200-nucleotide messenger RNA. RefSeq names its product tachykinin receptor 1a (gene tacr1a). Gene Ontology annotation, cellular component: sperm midpiece; plasma membrane. Gene Ontology annotation, molecular function: substance P receptor activity. Bases 484 to 1782 code for a protein of 432 amino acids. The transcript has 5 exons. Lineage: Eukaryota; Metazoa; Chordata; Actinopteri; Pleuronectiformes; Cynoglossidae. Gene Ontology annotation, biological process: positive regulation of flagellated sperm motility; G protein-coupled receptor signaling pathway. The record is from RefSeq and is a predicted model, not a curated record.
AAUGGGAUGAAUUAUACCUGGCUCAUCCAUAGUCAUAAUUAUAGUGGCUGUCUAUUGGACGGGUGAGCCGCAGCUCACUGCCAUACGCCGCGUGUUCAGCUGUUCAUUUAGAGGAGAGCAGCAGGAGAGGAGAGCGCACAGAGCAGCGGACACAGACACUGAACACAUCUUUCUCUGUACCGGGCGAAAGCAUGCGCAAAGACGCGCAUUUUCGUUUUUACGCACGAGCAACAGUUGGAAAGAGAAAUAGACUCUGCCUAAAGUUGAUGUUCUAAAAAGCUAAUUUUAAAUUACUGAAUGUGUGAAAGGAUUUUUUAUUUUUUUUCUUCACACACAGCACAGUCUUCUGGUCUGAAAGCGUGUUGCCCUGCGCGCUCACCACGACGACUCACGGUAACCAGACUGGUUUGGCACGAAAUCUUUAACACAAUUUAGUGAUGAUUUAAGUUAAUUUCUAGACUUUUUGCUGCUGUGAAUUUCAAGAUGGAUCCUUUAUUCAACUCCACCGAUGGGCCAAACUGGACCAGCUCUCCAAAUGACACCAAUAACCAUGUGAACGCCACGUACGGGAACCAGUUCGUGCAGCCAGUCUGGAGAAUUGUACUCUGGGCCAUGGCGUACAGUUGUAUAGUAAUUGUGUCCGUGGUUGGUAAUGUGACAGUGAUCUGGAUAAUCAUGGCGCAUAAGCGCAUGAGGACAGUCACCAACUAUUUUCUGCUAAACCUGGCGUUCGCCGAAGCCUCCAUGUCGGCGUUCAACACCGUCAUCAACUUUACCUACGCCGUGCACAACGAGUGGUACUUCGGACUGGUCUACUGCCGCUUCCACAACUUCUUCCCGAUCGCGGCUGUGUUUGCCAGUAUCUACUCCAUGACUGCCAUCGCUCUGGACAGGUAUGUGGCCAUCAUCCACCCCCUGCACCAGAGAAUGUCAUCCACAGAGACCAAAGUGGUGGUGGGGGUCAUCUGGGUUCUGGCUCUGCUCUUGGCCUUCCCUCAGUACUACUACUCCAACACGGAGCAGCUGCCUGGUCGGGUAGUGUGUUACAUCGACUGGCCUGAAUACACCGUGUGUGACUUCAAAAAGAUGUACUACGUGUGUGUGGCCAUCCUCAUCUACUUCCUGCCUCUUCUGGUGAUGGGUUGUGCUUAUCUGGUGGUGGGGAUGACCCUCUGGGCCAGUGAGAUCCCUGGAGACUCCUCCGAUCGCUAUAGGGAGCAGCUGAUCGCUAAACGAAAGGUGGUGAAGAUGAUGAUCGUGGUGGUCUGCACCUUCGCCUUCUGCUGGCUGCCCUACCACGUCUACUUCCUGCUGUACGAGUUCCUUCCUGACAUGUUUGAGGUCAGGCUCACCCAGCAGUUCUACCUGGCCAUCAUGUGGCUGGCCAUGAGCUCCACAAUGUACAACCCCAUCAUCUACUGCUGCCUCAACGACAGGUUCCGUGCCGGUUUCAAACACGCCUUCCACUGCUGCCCAUGUGUCCCUGAAGGCUCCUACGAUGGCCUGGAGAUGAAGUCCACUCGCUACCUUCAGACUCAGACCAGCGUCUACAAGGCCAGCCGGAUGGAGACCACCGUAUCUACUGUUCUCCAGGUCGCAGAUGAAAUGGGGCAUUCAAAAAUCAAGUCUGCAGCGUUCCCAGGCUCCUGUGGCGCUGCGGUACGGGCAGGGCCUCAUAGCUUCUCCCUGGAUCUGACGUCCAAUGGGACAUCAUCCAGAAGUGUCUCCAAGACAGUGUCAGAAACUUCCAGUUUCUACUCCAGCAACAACAUGCAGGAAUAGACUGAUGAAAGUGGAGUUUCUCUGGAGAAUAUGUUGCCUGUCUGUCUUUGAGUGAGCUGUGAAUGUGUGACUUCAUCUGCAAGUGUUUGAUAAGUCUAAGGAGUUCACCGGAACAUUCUGUAAGGACAGGGACAGAGAUUUCAUCUUUACCCCAUCGCCCUGUAUUAAGCCUCACGCUUCUGACCAGAUCAACAUUCAUCGGAGAGAUUCAGAAGAUUUAACAACACAAGCACAUUCCAGUUUAAGAGCCAAACUGAAGCAGGCGCCGCUGAGCUUCACAGCAUCAGCUCCUCACACCAGACACCACCUUCUCAUCUUCUCUCAAUGAAGAGAAAAGCUUCACACAUCCUAAGUCACACAAGCUGUGUGACUUCACACAGCCUAUUUUAGAGAGAGGAGCUUUACCCAGAGAAGAGCGGGCUGUGACACAGAGUAGCAUUCUGUUCUAACAGAUUGCGCUCCCUGAGAGGAGGAAAAAAGUAAAAUAAAAGUGAGUUGUUUUUCAUUAGAUGUUCUCACAGGAAGGUUUUCACAGGAAGUCCCUCACCAGCAGACACUGAAAAACAGCGGUUUCACUUUCACUUGUGUGUCUGUGUGUGUGUGCACGUGCGUGCGUGUGUGUGUGUGUGUGUGUGUGUGUGCAGAGCAAAAUAUUCAAUCUUAAACAUGUAACAACAAGACAGGUUUUCCUCAAACUAAAAUAGAGAUUGAGUUCCUUCCUGGCUGGAAUGGGACUCUGAAGAUCUCCUGCCGACUUGAUUGGAGAGGUCUGGUCAUCACCUGACAGGUCAACCAUCAAGAUCAGCCUCCAGUCAAAUAAACAUUACUUUGCAACAGCAGGAAAGAUCAUCUUUGAACGUCGUAACAUCAGGUCUACAGAGAACACAGGAAGCUAAACUGCCCAGAGUGAGACGUCAGUCCAGACUGGACAGUGGAGCAGGUGAAAGUUCAUCCACCUCAAGUUAAAUGCAAGUUGCAAGUUACUUCUACGUUUAGGGUGAAGUGUCGUCAGCACGACGAGGCAAUUUGGAUUUUUUUGAAGACCGUGCUUUGACAUGAUGUUGUGGAGAUGAAUUAUUUUGGUACUCUAAUAUGAGUAAUAUGAACUGAUUGAAACUGGACUGAAAACAAAACUAUUAACAUGCGUAAGAAUUGACAGAUUGACAGCAAACCUAGUCCUGCAUACAACGGUCACUCACUAUUCCUCACAGCUCUGUACAUGUGUGUCCACAGUUUCUUCAUCAGGCCUCCACCCAGGUCCAAGGUGAAACCCAUGUCCUCAAAUAAGUUCAUGAACCUAGACUAUGGUGUCCAUCUCACUUCCAAAACAAAAGCCCAAAACAGUGUGAGCUGAGAUGAAUUGACUUUUUAAAACGUUUAAAUGUGCUUAGAUUUCCAACAACUGAUCAGAAAUAGUUGCUACAGAGUCCGGUGUACUUCUAGGUGUUUUGCAAGUUACAGCCAACAACCCAGCAGCUCAUCAACUUCUUACAAAAUAUUGUGUUAUUGAUAGAUUUCAGCCCAUUUAAGAGUUAAGAAAAAACCAUUGUUGGUUUUGCAGCUUAGCCACCAAAACAUCCAGACCUGUUCUCUCUGUUUUUUAAAACAAAUAUUUUUCUGCUUUUUGGACACAGCAAACAGUGAACCUCAAACUUUAGGCACGGCUUUACUUUGACUUUCAUACAUAAAAGAAAUAUUCAGGUAAAGAGUCCAUAUCAGGUAAAAACAUGGCUAUAUAUAUACAUUAUAUAUUUUUGUGUGUUUUGGGCGAGCGCUCACAUUUUUAGUGGUAACAUGGUUUUUUCACAUACACACACAUACACGUAAAGUAUUAUUAUAAACUGAUUCCACAUAAUAACCCACCACCACCAUCUUGUCAAGAGUCAUUCAUUUCAAUGUGUUCUAUUUAUAAAACGUAUAAAUAAUCUUUUCAAGAUGCUGCGGCUCGUACGUCAGUUUUAUUGCUUGAAAUUAAAUAGGACAAAAUUAUUCAUCGGCAAAAUAAUUUUGACCCCAGUGACCUACAGUUGGACUUUUAACUGAAUCCACAUGAUUUGCAUUUUUGCUGUGCACAUAACAAACAGCCAGCCUUAUCUGCUGUAAACAGUUAGGCUACAUUUAACAGACAAAUAUUCCAUCUGUGUCACAGAGGGCAGAAAAUCUGUUUUAAUAAGUCGUAGUGGUUUCUAAAUGAAUACUGAGAGGUUCAGAAAGGGGGUUCAAAAAAUAAAUUUCAUCUUCUGCAUCAGAAAUCAAGUCAGAAUUAACACAUUUUAUUAUUAGAUAAAGAAGUGUGCCACGUGUUACAUUCACUGCCUGAAUAAUCAGGUUACAAGGUGAAUUUCCCUUGCACUCUACGGGUACGGCACGUGCUCAUGCAUGCAAAGAAUUGUCACCUGUUGACACUCAUCAUUGUCUGUCAGUCUGUGGCACGCACGCACGCACGCACACACACACACAUGGACCGUCGCCCUCCUAACUCCCAUCUAUUCUCAGCCACAAAGCUUGUUGUGAUAAAUUCCUCUGUCAGCUGACGUGAAACUAUGCAGCAGAUGUGAAGCAGGUGAUGUUUAUAGAACCACAGGGACAAACUCUUUUACAGAAUUACAUUUUGUUUCACAAUCAAAUUAGGGUUUCUGUGAAAAUCUCUUAGAGAGCUUUUACUUAAUUAUGAGUGACAAAUACUUUACAGAAAAGUGCUGGGGUGGAGUGCUGGAGUGCUGCAGACUUUUAGGUUGGAUAAUGACAUGUCUUUAAACUUCACAUUGUGGUAAACAUUUUUAAAUGUUUUUAGGCACAAACUCCAACACUCUGUCUUUAUCCAGACAGAAGUAUCUCUAUAAUUUUUUUUUCUCCAAACAAAUGCUGACGUACAUGUGAACUGACUAGUUGAUACCAUGACCUUAAACCAGUGGUUCUCAAAAAUGUUUGGUCAUUGGGUUUUCCAGCCCCACCUGCUGUUAUGGCCCCGACAAAAGUCUUGACAAAUUACAUUUCACAUGAAUUGAACUAACAGCAAUGGACGUCAUAUUUGCCUUAAAUCCACCUAUGAUUCAUUAGUUGCUACUGUCACUACUUACAUGAUGAAAACAAUCUUAAUCAGGCCCUUUUUUAUCAGAAUGUCAAACAUCAGAAAAUAAACCACAAAAACAUUUAUUUUCAAAAAUCCCAGCUCUACAGAAUGCUGAUAAGGUCUGCAGGUCCAUCACUGUCUCAGCACAAGGUUCAUUCCUUUACAAGUGACAAGGAUAUAUAUUUCAUAAAACCAAGAUAAAUAGAAAGAAAGGUCACAUUGACCAGAGAAGAGGAAACAAUAUACAGUGAACAUGAGAGGAUAAUAUUUACUUGUCAUCCACCAGCGAUGAUGAUCUUUUCCUUCAUGUUGACUUUAAUGUCAGUUACAUUUUCCUCUGAGCUUUGGGGAAAUAAAAGUCCUAUACAAGUCAUCAGGUCAGUAAUGACUUGUUUUCCCAAAAAUCACUGUGGGACUUUCUGAUCACGUCCCUGACUUUGAUGCUGUCUGCUAGAAUAUUGACAUGAUCUGAUAACAUGAUGUUUUAAUGGUAGCAACAAGAGAUAUUAAUGUCCAGUAUUUCUGAGGAUUUUCCCAGCAUGUAUAUUUUUUACAUACGCAUAAGUAUUUAGAUUGAUGAUGUCAUUCGUAAAACACUAUACACCAUCCUUUAUGUUAAAAUCACAUUAAUUAAUCAAAUACAUUGUUAAUGACACAACAUACUGGUAAAAGUAGCCAAAAUGUUUUUGAUUUCUUGUUCCAAACGACUGCAAAUCUUGUGUUGUUCAGUGUGUAUACAGCCACUACUUCAGAGAAGAUGAAAAUGUUAUGUUCAAGAAGAAAACAAUGAAACUCUAGAAAGUAAUUUUUUAUAAGCUUUUAUUAUCCCAUUUUUUAUUUGUAAGAUUGUAAAACUCUAGGUUACACUCAUUUUUGGUUUCUACUUUAACUGAACACAAGUAUAAAAACAUUCAUGAUGAGGAGAUUUUUUUCUUUUCUUAUUACACGGCUCAUCUGCUUCAAUAACAGAGUUAAUUGCAUGUCAUGGCAUCAAUUUUUAAUAAGAGACUUAGAACAAUGGCAGUCAUUCGGGCACAGAAACAAAGUAAGGCCGCUUUUAUGACAAAUACAUCAAGUUGUAAUAUACGUAAUAUGCAAGAAGAAACCCAAACUUUACAUUAAGGACUUAUUGCCAUUCUUUAUUGGCAUUUUUGGAGUUGUCACCGUCUGUGGUUGUAGUGGUACAGACAAACGCUGACAGGUUGCAGUGGAGAGGCGCCAGGCAAGCUGCACAGCAGGGUGAAAAUUCUCAUCAGUACAUCUCUUCCUCUGUUUCUGUCCCUCAUCUUCUAAUCAGGCUAAUUACAGCAGCAGAAAGGAGAGGAGAGGAGAGGAGAGGAGGGUAGAGGAGAGGAGAGGAGAUAGGAGGAGCAGGCGAACACACAUUCACCUCCCGCACAGCAGCCAAUGAACUCACACACUCACACACACAAGGUCUGUCUCCCUGUGUUCUUAUUAUACUCAUGCAUCACUGGCACAGAACUCCAUUGAUAAAAAUGUGUUGUUCAAAAUCAUGCUUUACCGUAGUCGUCCACGCAGCUGUGUUUGGGGUACGGCACAUCAUUUUAGCUUCUGCUUGUGUACUUUUUGGAGUCCAUAAACCUUAUGGCAAAAGAAAUAUUAAUAGAUGGAACAUGUUGUCUGGUUUAAACCAUAGAAGAGGUAAACAAGUCUAAUUCUUCCAAACCUUAGUUGAAACACACCCUGGGGGUUGUUUGUUCCUUCGAUUCUCAGUCCGGUUAUGAUGCACAAUUAUCAGAAUAACAAAUGACACAAAACGUGAUCCAAAUUCAAUCAACAGUCACAAUAACCAGCAGAGACAUCCCCUACUGGUCGGUCAAGGUUAUUUCUGCUUCACUUUUAGGCUCCUCCUAUCACCAUCUACCACCACAUGUACAGAGUGUGUUGUUUUUCCCAUGUCUAGAUGAAUUUUGUGGGAUGUUGCAACUUCUAAACCCCCCCUGGACUGUGAUGAUAUAAGUAACUGUAUUUGUGUGUUAUGUUAUAUAUACUUUAAUGGAGACAUGUUUACAAUGAAACAUAGUGUAAUCUUGAGACUACGAGUGUGUGUCCUUGACAAAAGAAAAUACUGGUGUGGAGGAAAUUUUUACAGUGGUAGUUCUACUGUUGUAUCAUGUGUUUUAAUGUAAAAAAAAACAACAACAACAAAAAAAAAGAUCCUUGCAAUGACACUCUGCCUUUUUAUGCCGUAGCUUUGAUCAUAUGUUUGUCAGUAGGAUGUUAAUUAAAAAUGUAUAAAACAGAUCAAAUGACUAUCAAACAUCACAAACACACACUCCGAACAUCUGAUGUUUAAUAACUUUUGUAAAUGUAACAACACUAAUGACCUUACCAUGUAUGUAAAUGUAUUUCAUCAACAGUUACAUACAGUGUGCCCUAAAACUGAUGUUGUUCAUUUAUAUCAUUUUGUUUCAAUUCAGCACUGCCGCUUAUGACAGUAAUUAUUUAAAUAUAUAGUGUGUAAGAAAAACGUAACGUGAUGCCGAUAAAUCUAUCUUUUACUAAAUGAAUAUGAAUAUAUUGUGGCCACUUUUGCCAUUAACAGUCAAUGUUCUGUAUUGUGUUGCUUUCAGUGUUGCUUUUGUCAUGUCUGCAUUUCUAUCACUGCAGGAAUAAUAGAGCACACCUAGUCAGCACAUCCACGUGGGCCAAGAUUUCAUGAUUGUAAAUACAUACAGUAUGAUGGCCACCUCUGACAAUGAUACAGCAGAGGCUUUUUUUUUUUUUUUUUAACAAAUUAGGAAUGCGUUUGGGCCUUGUUUACAUGUCUGACUGGUAACAGAUUUAGAGAUUUUUAAACUGAGAGGCAAAUGUCAGACACAUUUCACCGUUCCUGGCUUUUUUGGGGAUGAAUGUUUGGCCAAACUCCAACGACUGGGUAAAAAUUAAUUUUUGCCGUAUUGGAGACGACCUUUGACUGGGAUGCCACCAAAUAAGGAUUUAGCAAAGAAUAGAAAACUGCCAAAGUGCCAUUGGUCCACGACCAGAGUCGGUCCAAUUAAAGUUACCAGAUAUGGAUGAGCUCCAAAUAAAAGCGCUGGCUGUGAAGUGAGAUUUAAUGUUAAUCUGUUUCAUUCAAACUGUAGUCAUGCUUUUGCUCUUUAAAAAGAAAAACCUGAUGUUAUUUUCCAGUGGCUACUGUUUUAAGGUGACAGUGUAUCUGUGGAUGCUGUUAUUGUUGCCUGACUAUAGUGGAGUCAUGUUUACUGUACAGUGAAUGUGUUUACCUGCGCAGUUGGACAAAACUGAUAAAACUGAUAAAUCUGUACAUCUAUUUUAACGUCUUGUAAUAAAGAACAAGGGAAACUGCAGUAAUGACUGACA